This is a messenger RNA of Xiphophorus couchianus (Monterrey platyfish), 1970 nucleotides long. It is a transcript of the gene serpine2, whose product is annotated as serpin peptidase inhibitor, clade E (nexin, plasminogen activator inhibitor type 1), member 2. The transcript has 9 exons. Gene Ontology annotation, molecular function: serine-type endopeptidase inhibitor activity. The record is from RefSeq and is a predicted model, not a curated record. Bases 262 to 1452 code for a protein of 396 amino acids. NCBI's taxonomy places the organism in Eukaryota, Metazoa, Chordata, Actinopteri, Cyprinodontiformes, Poeciliidae. Gene Ontology annotation, biological process: negative regulation of plasminogen activation; negative regulation of endopeptidase activity.
CGCUCCCACUUCGUGCUCGGUUGCUUGACCAGAAGGCGGAGCUCAGGCCAAUAAAUUCCUCUUUCAAGGCAACGGUGAGCUCAGUUGUAGUGCUCAGGUUAGCGGGGAUAAACACACGUUGUUUCUUACGUUAUAUUACGGUCGAACCAUCGUUUCUCGAUUGGACUUAAGUUAGUAACGGACCUAUAUAAGGUUGCAGUAUCACCUGGGGGUUAAGUCGAAGAAGAAAACCGGCAUACGAACGGUGCUCCAGAGAUCAAAAUGAAACGUGUCUCCUUACUUUGCCUGUAUGCACUGGUGACCCUUUGCACCCAUAAGGGUGUGCUGUCCGCAGCCCCCUCGUACGGCGAACGCGGCUCUGAUCUGGGCAUACAGGUGUUCCAGCAAGUAGUCCGAUCAAAGCCUCUAGAGAACGUGGUGCUUUCACCCCAUGGAGUGGCUUCGAUCCUCGGCAUGCUGCUGCCUGGAGCCCAGGGGGACACAAGGAAGCAAAUCAUCAGUGCACUGCGUUACAAGAAAAAUGGUCCUUAUAAGAUGUUGAAGAAGCUGCACAAAACCCUGACGUCCAAGUCAAACCAGGACCUUGUGCAGAUUGCCAACGCCAUGUUCAGCCACAACAGUUUCCCAAUGGAGGAGACCUUUAUGGCCACCAAUAAAGCAAACUUCCAGUGUGAGAGCCGGAGCCUGGACUUCAGCAACCCCACUGCAGCAGCUGAUUAUAUCAAUCAUUGGGUCAGCAAUAAGACCAAAGGCCACAUCACCAACUUGAUCAACGCGGACAUGCUGGAUUCGACUCUGACCCGUCUGGUCGCUCUCAACUCGAUCUACUUCAAAGGCUCGUGGAAGUCGGGUUUCCAGCCCAACAACACUAAGAUGAGGCCUUUCACUGGCGGUGAUGGAAAUGCAUACAAAGUUCCAAUGAUGUCCCAGCUGACCAUCUUUAACAUAGGCAUAGCCACCACUCCUCAGGAGGUCAAAUACCGGGUGAUUGAGCUGCCUUACCAUGGCAACACCAUCAGCAUGCUGAUCGUCGCCCCGGUUGAUGACGCGCCUCUGUCCAGCAUCAUUCCACACAUCAGCACAGCCACUGUGCAGAGCUGGGCCAAGCUCAUGCACAUGAAGAAAGUUCGCCUAUUCAUCCCAAAGUUUUCUGUAGAUGCAGAGGUAGACUUGAAAGCGCCUCUCUCUGCGUUGGGAAUCUCAGACAUGUUCAGUCAGGAUGCAGCCGACUUCACACACCUCAGUACCGAGCCGGUGUACGUAUCCAAGGCCCUGCAGAAAUCCAAAAUCAUUGUAAAUGAAGAAGGGGCGAAGGCAGCAGCUACCACCACUGCUAUCUUGAUGGCUCGCUCCUCUCCCCCUUGGGUGACUUUGGACAUACCUUUUCUGUUCCUCAUCAGACAUAACCCAACAGGGACCAUUCUGUUUAUGGGUCAGAUCAACCAACCAUGAAGCCCACCUUCAGUUCCUGUUAGCUCAUCUAGCAGCACCUGAUAUGCUUACACACUGUAAUGCAUGAACACACAAGCACACAGAUGUGCUAUGGUUGUUGACUUAUGAACAAUGUGGACAUAUAUUUGUCUUAAAUAUUGCUUUUUAUGUUGAUUUUCUGCAACACAUAACAUGCUUUCCAACAUGUUUUUGCAGACUAAGUUUUCCUGCUGUUUUAAUUUUUUGGUGUACUUUUUUGGCUUUAUCCCUUUUUUAAAUGACUUUAAAUGUCACAUGUGUAAUUUCUUAACUCUGGAGUAUGAUGAUCUUUUUAUUUAUGGUGUCUCUGUUUCAGUUUAAACUUUUCUAUCUCGAGUCAUGUAACUCCGGUUUGCCUGUUUCCCUCUUUCGUUACGGUGAUAUCAAGACUUAAAGAGUGCAUUAUUGCCCUUUUUAAAAGUUGUUUUCUCCUUACCGAGAAGAUCUUCUGUUCCUUCACAUGUGGAAACAAAAUUCAACUACAUAAAUUUAUAACGUCA